CUAAUUUUCUUUGAUUCAUUCCCAAUUUCUUUCAUUUAGGUUAUUGUCUAUUCGUAUGUGGACUGUUGUGGCAUAAAUAAACGACUGAAAAUCUUAUUGUUUACAUUUUAUGCAAAGCCAUCGUUUACAGUUUAUACAAAGGCAUUGUUCUGUACAUUUUGACAAAAAAAAAAUCCAGUUUGGCAGUAUCAAUAAUUCACUUAAUUCGUCUGUGGUUUGAUAUCUCCAAGCUUUUGUAGUGGCUAACUAAAAUAGUUUAAUGGGGAAACUGUAUUGCGGUAUAGCUUCUUUUGUUUAUAUCUACUCACUUGAUCUUGUAACAAAUGGGAACAGAGGGUACUUACAGUGGCGGAGCCAGAACUUUUGUGGAGCCUGGGCGAGUUUGAGUCUAAUUGUUUAAACUGAAAAUAAAUAUUGGAUAUUUCGAGGAAUGGGAUCUUUUUCCCAGCUGGGGCCACUUGCCAUUGAGACAAGCAUGGGGCAAAUCAUCAAACUCCAUGUAAAGUGGAUAUACAACAUAUAAAAUAGCACCAAACUUUCGAACGACAAAUGCAAAUAAAUAAUGUAUAUAGUAAAAAUAUAAACACAUAGCCCUAUAAAUGUAAUUAUAAAAUAAACUACUCCCUCCAAUCAAAACCACGAUGCUAAUUUUGGAUCGGAUGGAGUGUAAUAUAUAUAUAAUAUAACAUAUCAAUGUUUAGUUUCAUACACAGAAAUUCAUCAUCUAUGAAAUUUAAUAAUUUAAAAUUUUAAGUUAGCAUCUAUUUAGAACAAAUCCAUAAACUAAAGACUAGGCUCAUGAAGAUGUGAUCAUCCCCAAUGGCCAAAAUAAUCCCUGUGCCCCAACCUAAAAAUUUAAGUACUAAAUUUAUCAAUCUCUAAAUCUGUUAGUAGACUUAUCUGAUCAGAAAGGAAGGGACAAGCAGACCAGGAUGCAAGUUGAUCCUUGGGAUGGACCCGCUCCGGCCGCUGUCAGCCGCGAGCGGCGCGCCCUGGCCAGCCUCCUUACGCCGCCGCCAGUCCCUCUCCACGAUGGAUGAGAAACGGACAAGCCAAAGGGCCAAACUCCGACGGCUCGUGUUCUUCUCGAGUAGUAAUAGUUCUGGAAAUAAAAUGGGCUUUCACUGUUAACUAGCCCAUUACUCAACUAUUUAUUUAACCGGCCGUUGGUAGGCCUGGUUAAUUAGCCCAUUACAGAUUACUAAAGAAAGCCUAACAUACAUGUCUGCCCGGGUAAACCACACGAAUCCCACGAUGCAGAACAGGAUUUCUCCCAUUGUUUAUUAGCUGCGUACGUUGUCCAGUAGCCAGCGAGCCCGGGCAAGUGCCCAGGGUCGCCGGGCGCUGGCUCCGCCCCUGGGUACUUACUAAUGACAAUGAUUCAGAAUUUGAAAACUUUUGCGUUCUUCUUUAGCUUGGCCCGCCUAACAAUUUCUUUGUAGCUCGCCACAGCGACGAAAUCAACGCUACUCCAGCUUUCCGAUCUAAUACUAAUCCAGCAGUUCGUGUUUCUGCUAAGACUAGAGUAGUGAAGAUGUGGCGGCGGCCGCAAGCUGUCCUGUGUCGUGUCUCGCUGGCGAACCUGUCUCCAGCGGCAUGGGCUGGUGGUGGGGCCAGCUACCAUGGCUCCUCGUCAGAGGGGGGGAAGGGAAAGGCGGCGCCUUUGCAGGCACGUGGGAUGGUGGACAGGUUCCGGCUACUUGCCAGGGGUGGCGACGGUGGCAAUGGCUGCAUCAGCCAAAGGCGCUCCAGGUCCGACCGCCAAGGCAGGCCCGAUGGUGGUGAUGGAGGAACAGGUGGUAAUGUCAUUCUUGAGUGCUCAAGAUCUGUCUGGGAUUUCAGUAACUUGCAACAUCACACGAAAGCAGUCCGAGGAGGCAAUGGACUUUCUAAGAAACAGAUAGGGACAAGAGGUCCUGACAAGGUCGCACAAGUACCAGUUGGCACAGUGAUUCAUCUAGUCCGAGGGGAGCGACCGUCUUUCACUGUAAAUAAACCAACCAGAUCUCUAGAUCCAUGGGAUAUCCCAGAUGCUGUGGAUGACUCUGCAGACAGUUCCAAUCAGAAGAACAAGGAUGGCAUUAAUGGAUAUGAAGCUGAAAGAGAAAGAAGCAAUCAGUGGGAGAAGCAAACAUACCCUAGUGCAUGCUCCAAGGCUAGGUUUUCGAACGCUGAAGAUAGCGAUGCAAGUAGCAUUCAACCUCAGGUCGAUUUGGAUGAAAAUGAUCAGUUUGAUGAUGACGAUGAAGAAUUUUGGGAGGAUGAAGAAGAGACGGAGGAAGAGGCUCUAGAUGCAGAUGAGGAGGGGGAAGAAGAUGAUAUACAGUAUUCUGUUGCUGAAAUGACAAGACCUGGGCAACGGUUGAUCGUAGCACAAGGAGGGGAGGGUGGGCUAGGGAAUGCUUCUAUCGGCAGAGACGUCCGUCUAUCCAAAGGAAAUAGACAAGAGGAGGUAGCCCGUUUAAGUACUGGACAGCCAGGAACAGAGUCUUUUCUUGUCUUAGAACUGAAGAGCAUUGCUGAUGUUGGCCUUGUUGGUUUGCCAAAUGCCGGAAAGAGCACACUUCUGAGUGCUCUCUCUAGGGCUCGCCCGGAGAUUGCUGACUAUGCGUUCACCACACUAAGGCCCAAUAUUGGUAGCCUAACCUACGACGACUACUUGUCAGUGAAAGUUGCUGACAUACCUGGUCUUAUCAAAGGUGCCCAUGAGAACCGUGGCCUGGGCCAUGCCUUCUUGAGGCACAUUGAGCGCACCAAAGUUCUGUCCUAUGUGCUUGACCUGGCAGCAACACUCAACGGUAGGAAGGGUAUCCCACCAUGGGAGCAGCUACGCGAUCUGGUGGUGGAGCUAGAGCAUUACCAAGAAGGCAUGACAAAGCGGCCAUCGUUGAUUGUUGCAAAUAAAAUAGAUGAAGUGGGAGCUGACGAGAUGUAUGAAGAACUGAAGAGGAGAGUGCAAGGUGUUCCGAUAUUUCCAGUGUGCGCCAUCUUGCAAGAGGGAGUACCUGAUCUGAGAGUUGGCCUGAGAGACCUUAUGGAUGCCUCGGAUCCGCAAGGUGUCGAUUUGAGCAAAGUUAUUGUAGACUAAAAGGCUUUGCCCCUCGUUGGAGAAGAAUUGUUCUCCAAUUUUUUCCCCUUGAGCACUGUCUGCUUACAGAUGCACUGUAGACCCGUGUUGCAAAAAUUGCUCUAAUUUUCUGUGUUGCAGAAUAGAUCAUCCAUUGUAUUAGAAAAUUCAGUGUAAUAAUAACUAAGGGUAACCAGUAUGUAUGCUUUGGUCUUUGAUAGGAACAGCAAUGCGUACUACCAAAAAGGUUCAUUCAAGUGCUGUUUCUAGUGUCCUAAAUAUUACAGUAAUUUUUUGUGUGGAAAUAAAUAUAAUUUGAUUUGCA
Messenger RNA from Triticum aestivum (bread wheat), 3392 nucleotides. Its product is annotated as probable GTP-binding protein OBGM, mitochondrial. Lineage: Eukaryota; Viridiplantae; Streptophyta; Magnoliopsida; Poales; Poaceae. Gene Ontology annotation, cellular component: mitochondrion. The record is from RefSeq and is a predicted model, not a curated record. Gene Ontology annotation, molecular function: magnesium ion binding; GTP binding; GTPase activity.